Molecule: messenger RNA, 1467 nt
Organism: Colletotrichum costaricense
Lineage: Eukaryota; Fungi; Ascomycota; Sordariomycetes; Glomerellales; Glomerellaceae
Exons: 2
Coding region: 1-1467 (488 amino acids)
Source: RefSeq, a predicted model, not a curated record
AUGGCGGCUGCUGACUGGUCUCAAACUCUCAACAGCUUCGGAGACGUUCAUUACUUUUACGGCCCACCGACGAGUAAUCCGCCGCACCACCGCUUCGACAAGGGAUCUUACGUUUACCUUUUUGAAAACGCAAACGACCGCCGCGCGCGCAUUGAGAUUGCCAACCAGCCCGGCACCGAGGACCAAGACGCCUUUGAUGGAUUCCUCGACAAGACGCACGUUCGAUACUCGUACAACCACCAGUGCAUGGUGACCCUCAUCGUAGGCGAGACGACUGACCAGAUGGAAUGGCACCUGCCCACCUACGACCCCCAGAACCAGAACAAGUACCACUACAAACUCCACUCGCUCGAUAUCUACUUCUGGAAGGCCGACGACGCUCUCCAGUUCGUCAACGGCAUCCGCUUCGUCCUCCCGCCCGCCCAGGUCGAGAUCCUCGAUGAGCCUCAGCAGCAGCAGCAACACCAGCACCAUGUCCAGCAGCACACGCAACAUCAACCCGUGAGCUCUGUCGUCCAACAGCUAGAACACGUCGCAAUAUCGGACCCGAACUACGGUUCUUCGAGAGGGGGCGCCUCCGCGCAACAGCAGCACCAGCAAAACGGCUCAGCGUUCGCCGGACCACCUACCUCAGCCGUAGCCGCCGCGCCAUCAGCCCAUCAACAACAACAAGAGCAGCCGGCGAGCUUCGCACCAAUGGCAUACAACCCCGCUGCCCCAGCUGCUCCAGAAACAAUCCGCCACAGAGAAAAGACCCCGCCCCCCGAAGACGGUGUCGCGGACCCGCUAGCCGCGGCCGUCGCCUACGACGCCCAGGCCCCGUUCUCCCCAGGCUUCGUCCCCCCUCCCGGGUUCCAAAGCGCACAGGGACACGGGAGAAUAGACCUCCCUCCUCCUCCCCCACCGCCGCAGUUUGGUGGGCCCCCAGGCCAACCUGUCCUCCAGCGCGCAGCAACGAUGCCAGUGCAAGCCGUACACGGCGGCCUCGCGUCUCCGGGACUCGUCAACCCAUACGCGAACGGCAGCCCGUUCCCCUCGUCCCCGGGCUUCGCGCCGCCGCCCCCGCCGCCUACUCAGCCGCCUCAACUUCAACAGCCUCAGCCGCAAGUACAGCAGCAGGGAACACCCCAACCGCAAGCCGGAGCCGUCCCCACUCCCCCGACACCACCCUCAGCAACGACUGCGGCCUCCGCGCCCCUGGCUGCAGGGGCCCCGAUGUCGCCCCCGCCAGGCGGGUUCUCGCAGUACUCGUAUAGCAGUAGCAACGGGGGCAGCCAGCAGCAGCAGCCGGGAGCGUUCGACUACUCUAUUCACCAGCAGGCGUAUCGGCCUACGGAGGUGGAGGCGGGCAAGUAUAAGGGGUAUACGGGCAAGCAGGACCCGACGGGAAGGCUGGAGGCGAAUGUUGGCAGGUUGGAGAAGGGUGUUACGGGGAUGUUUAGGAAGUUCGAGAAGAAAUUUGGGUGA